This is a messenger RNA of Neltuma alba, 3419 nucleotides long. RefSeq lists its product as uncharacterized. Gene Ontology annotation, molecular function: chromatin binding. The record is from RefSeq and is a predicted model, not a curated record. Gene Ontology annotation, cellular component: nucleus. Lineage: Eukaryota; Viridiplantae; Streptophyta; Magnoliopsida; Fabales; Fabaceae. The transcript is spliced from 3 exons. Gene Ontology annotation, biological process: DNA replication; mitotic DNA replication checkpoint signaling; response to ionizing radiation. Bases 82 to 3147 code for a protein of 1021 amino acids.
AGAAGCUCUCUUCCGUCUCUCCCGCCGGCACCACAUUCCAUUGAUCGAUUCGAAGUCACUAUACAUCAGCCAUUGUCUUCGAUGGCGGGAAACGCCAUUGAUGGAAUCACAGAUUACAGUAAAACGGAACGCCUGAUUCUUCUCAUAGACCUCAACCCACUUCUUCAUCUUGAGGAUCCCACUCCUUACAUUAAUUCCCUUCUCACAUCAACGAAAAUCCUUCUCACCUUCCCUCCUCUCUCGUCUUCUCUCUUCUGCUUUAAGCUCUUCUUUUCCUCGCUUUCUCCCCUUCUUUCGUCCUCUAAACUCCACCAUUUUGUCCCCAAUCACUCACUUUCUCUCUCUUUCAGUGACUCCACCUUUACCCUCCAAUCUCUCUCGCAGACCCUCACUUCUCUGCCUCAUUUUCACAAUCCAUUGGAUCCCUCUCCUCCCAGGGCCUCACAUCUUGCCGCAUCGGUGCAACAGAUUGUACACGACUAUGCUUGGGACUCGGUAAUAUGUUCUCCUAUACCAGAUGCUGUUCUGAAUUACCCAGUUGUUCGGUCGAAUUUGGUUGUUUUGUUUUCGCCUAUUUGUAGAUCAUUCAAGUGUCUGUCUGAAUUUUUCGAUGUGGAGCUAGGUCACGAGUCGUUGAAAAAUGUGGGUCCAUUUUGUGAGAGAUUCUCUGGGUUCUUCAGGAGUGUGAGUGGUGCAUUUGGUUGUAGGGACAUUCAUUUCAGUUGGGUUGAUGUGAAGUGUGAAUCUGGAUGUUAUGAGCAUAAGAACGAGACCGAUGAAAUUAAACUGGUUUAUAGUUUCUUUGAGAGUGGAACUAGAGCUUUGGGUUGGGGGUUAUGUUCUGUGGAUUCGGUAAUACUUGGUUCCGCUCUGCUUCCUUUUGGUUUAAUUUAUCCGAAAAUUGGAGUGUCAUCGUAUUCUCUCGAUAUAAAUGAUUACUCUAGUAAACUUCAUGUCCAACUGAGUCUUCAGAUCUUAGAUGUAAGUAGGAAUCCCAUAGAAUAUAACUGUUGUGAUCUUGAGUUGAUCAAAUUCAGGUUCUUUGGUAAAUAUGAUGAUGUUCGGUUUGAUCCAGAAUUGAUUAAUCCGCCAAAAGGAGGCCGUGAACACAAGGAAAAAUUUUGGAAGCAGUUUGGUAAUGGAAUCACAAAAUUUCAUAUUAAGGCUGUACAGAGGAAUGAUGCUUUUUUGAAACUAGGGGAUCGCAUAUCUGAUUCUUUUCUUGUACGAGAAGUGUUUGGUGAAUCUAAGAAACAGAGGAAGGGAAUUUCAAAUGAAUUCUUCGCAGAUAGGGUUCUUGAUAUUCUUGCAGUUGAAUUUGGUUUCAUGUGGCAGAGAAAUUCUGAACCCAUCUGGCAAAUGCUCUGUAGUUUUCUUUAUAACGAAGGUUGCUGGGCAUUGGUGUACCUUUCCAAUAGCGACGGUGGUUCAUUUACGGGCAUUCUAAGGCCUUUUACAAUAUCUUCUGCUCUCUUAUCUCUAAUAGACGAUCCAGAUAUGGUUCUUCAUUUUGGAGGAGAAAAUAUGGCUCAACAUAUCAGGACAUUGAGUGCUGACGUUUGCAAGCCUGAUAUCAACUUUAAAAAACGCAAUAAACUAUUGGAUUCUCAAGAUAAGAAGAGUGGUGCGGUGAUUGAGGGUCAUCAGAAAAAGAACAUAAUGGAUAGGAAGAGCCUUCAAAAACUCACGUGGAGCACCUUCUGGAAAGCGGCAUAUGAUCAGGUUGACAUAGACUUGCAUGGGGUUUACCAUGCCAGGGAAUGUAAAAAGUCAAAAAAGUUGAAAUUUUUAAAGUGCUGGAUGAAGCAGAUGAAGAAACCUGACUGUCAUGAUAUAAUUGUGUCUGAUACAUCCAAGCCAAAUCAGUUAAUUCCAGAAAACAUCGACACUAGAUUGACUGGAUCACCCCAAGAUGGUCAGCUGCCAAUCUCCUCAUCUGCCUCAGCAGGAGAGAACACUCUGACUGAGGCUUCAGGAGUACAGGCCGGUGCUGUGCUUGACACUGGGUCAGAAACAUCUGAAGGGUUUUUCAGUACUCUUUCCGACAAGAUCCAUCAGGGAAUUGCAUCUGAGGACGUAGACUUGCAGGCUUUGGCUGAGCGACUUGUGAACUCAUCCAUCUACUGGCUAUCAAAGAAGUUUGACAGAGAAACCAUUUCUGAAAGUCAAAAUUCUUCGAAAUGUAAUGAUGCAUAUGAUAGCAUGAUUGCGGCUGAACUUAGCAAAAUAUUAUUAAUGGAGCCAAAAGAGUUAGUCACAAAGCAUAAAAGCAAAAAUCCAUUCUCUCAGGCAUCUGAGACUGGAACUUCUUCUCCCAUCGCAGGACAAAUAGUUAGAGAGUAUCCUUUGGAGACAUUUUGCGUAAUUUGUGCAUGUGUUGUGAUUUUGUUUCGGAUGGAAAUCCUACAAUCAGAUGUUGGAAGUGGAGUUGAAGAGUCUGGCAAACAGAAGAUGGUUAAGCAAAUUUGCCUUCUUCUGGAGAAUAUUCAGUGCCAUAUGGAAGGGGGAUUCUUUGGUGAUUGGAACCUUGAUAAUUAUGUGGCAAGGAUCAUAAAAAGCAGGUAUUCUCAUUCCGUUGGAGAUGUGGUUCAUGAAAUCUACGACAAGAUGGACCUAUUGCUGUUUGCCGAAGAGGAUGAAACCCCAAAUCAUUUUCUCAUCAGUGAAGACAGCAACAAAUCCUGGAAUGGAAAGGCCGACAGAGAUGAGAUGGGUGAAAAUAAUGUAAGUAGUAGUGGUCCCAUAUCGUCGGAAAAUGAGCCCUUUCAGCUCCUCAAGAAUGCAAAUGGAAGCCUUGAAAGAAAUAAACAGCAGGAGGAUCCAAAAAUAGUAGAAGCCAAGAAGAAGAGAGAAAGGGCAAGAAGAUUUUCAUCUUUCACAAGUUGCAUUCCUGAUUUGCAGAAACUUUGGGCCCCAAAGCAGAUGUCUAUGAAACUCAAGUCAGAUUCUUUUAGAAAGCUGCCAACAAGGAAGAAGAAGAAGCGGGAGAGGGCAAGCUAUGACACAGUAUGCGAGACCCCAUUGACCGGAAACAAGCGUUCAUGUUCAUGGACCAGCAAGGUGGAUGAUGACCAUUACAGGGUUGACGGGAGUCAAAGAAGUAAUUCAGUUUCCAAGGCUUUAUUUCAAGAUGACCAAUUGAUGUGAGUAAAUUAUAUUCCACUCUUACGGAAGAAUUGUAUAUGUAAACAUGUGCAGGAUGAAAACAUGGUUAAUUCAGAAUUCAACCCCAACUGUUGGACGUUAGUAUCUGAUACUAGAACUAUAUCCCAACUAAAAGCUGUAUUGCAUGGUAUACCUACAUGAUUAGUUAACCCACCACGUGAUGUCUUGCUACUGAAUAAAUCUUUCAUUUGUGUAGGCUGGUGUAUUUGACCUUUAAAGGAAUGAAUAUACAUUGAAGAAAGAAUUGAGUUCCC